GCCUGUGAACCUCUCGAGGUUUUCCGCCCGGAGCUGUUGUCGUCGCUUCGCCAGCCCGCAUUGCAAAUGGAAAAUUUUGAAGAUGAAGACGACACGCACUUCUGCAACAAGUGUCACUCGACAAUCAACGGUCUCGACAACUACGUGCGUCACCGGCAAUCGGUCUGCCGCACUUCCGUCAACGUUAACUGUCCCUCUUCGACAUCAGGCGCCAUCUGUUAUCCUGAAAUUCUCAAUGCGGAUGCUUUCUUCAGUUCACUCGAGCUACAGAGCAGCGCAAAGCAAUCCCGUCCACGUCGGCCGACUGAUCAUACUCAACUACGCCGAUCCGGUAGGAAUUUGCGUAAGAAUCGACAACGCAAAGAAAAAUCUCUGGAUUACAAAGAUGAGUCCAAAGAAAAAUUGCCAAAUCUUCUACCUGUCGUCGCUGACUUUGACGAUCUGGGACUACCUUCCCUUGGAUUUCCCGAAAUUGUUGCUUCUACGAGCUCGACAAGUAAGUCAAGCGCGUCGAAGAAAAAGUCUGCAUCAGGGGCAAAAGCAAAGCACGAGCAGCUUGAAUCUAAACGUCAGCACGAUGAUCAUCGAGAGCAGUCUGAUUGGAUGGAUGACACCAUGCUCACAGGCCUUGAAGAGAACAAGGAAGAUAUGCAAACGCAUCUGGGCAGAUAUGUAGAUUACGAUUAUCAAUUUGAUGUCGACAGCAUGGAUCCCGAUGUCGGCGAGUCCGAUUCUUACACCGAUUCAGACUAUCAGGACAAUCAAUUUCCUCCGAGAAGUCACACCGGUGGAAAGUGGAAACCCGGCGGUACAGCACACGAAGAGAUGCAGACCCAGGACGACGACUAUGAGGAAAUCGAACAGCACCACGAGCAUCCACCGCCGACUUACACCGGUGGCAAGUGGAAACCAGAUGCCGCCGAGAGUAUCUCUCAGCAACAGAAGAGCGAAGUAUACGAAAGCAAAGAGAGCGCUACGACGAGCCAACAUCAGCAGCAGCAGCAGCAGCAGCAGCAGCAGCCACCACCGGGUCACAUGCGCGGCAAAUGGGUUCCGGGGGCACAGGCCGAUAUCGCCACGGGAUAUUGGUGCAGUCCCUGCGGUCGAAGGCUUGCCUCGCGGCUGGUUUACGAGCGGCACCUGCUCUCCGAUCUGCACGCGCGAAGGAGCAUCCAGGAAAUCGACGGCGCUGCCCUGCAAAUGCCUCUGCUGGCUACUGCUAACGCUCUCGCCACCGGCGCUGCGUCUGCUCCGUUACUCCGUGACGCCAAUCGUAGUCGACGACAAAAGGCUCUCGCCUUGAAAAAUCACAGUGAAUUGGGAAAACCGCAGUCAUCGUCGCCAAGCCGCGAACAGCAGCAGCAGCAGCGCAGAGCAGCCAAGGACAAGAAGCAGCCGCAGCGUCAACGCCAGAAAGAAGUGUUGUCGUGCGAGAUGUGUCGAGCGCGAGUACGACGUGGUCAAAUGGGCAAGCACCUACUGUCGCAUUAUCAUUGCCGGGUGUCAGGUGUGCGCCCGACGUCGCCGCGGGCGCAACGUUUUCUCCUCGAGAACAUGGCCAACGUCGUGCGCCAGUGCCCCUUUCAAUGUGCCUCCUGUCGAUUCUACUGCAACACCGAGGAUACCUUUCUUCGGCAUUGGCGAUCCGAUGCCCACAGGGAUACUGUUUCCGUGAUAGAGGGAAUCUUCGUGUGCGCCUUGUGCAACUUUUGGUGCGAUGAUAAUGAGAGCGUGGAGGCGCAUAUAAUGAAACAAGGCCAUCAAGAUGUUGUUUCCAUGAUAAAUGGCUCGGUACCGAUAGUCAUUCGUCGCCAGCGAAUACUCUCGUGUUCAACCUGUUGCCGCCGCUUCAGGUACAACGUUCAACUACGUUAUCACGCCAAAGAAAGUGGUCAUGAGAUCAGCUACUCGGCCUCGGACGAGUAUCAGAAUCGACUGUACUGUAACUUAUGCGGUCAACUCUCGCGUUCGCUAAUCGCCCUACAACGCCAUCAACUCACCUAUCACAAGGAUAAAAACCAACGACAAGUGGCAACGGAAUUACAAAACUCAAAGACAGCAGCCCCGUACUUCUGCUCGUUCUGCUCGUUAACGUUCAAGACAGCCCGCGAAGCUGUAGUACAUCGUCGGACUCUCGGUCACAAAGAGACGCUUAAGCGUAAAAAAUCUAGCGAAGAGUCGAUUGCCAGAAUCUGCCCUCAUUGCGAGGAAGAACUAUCUAACCUUUCUGAGUACAGACUUCACUUGUUAGAAAAACAUCCCACAUCGUGUCACAGAUGUCCAAGAUGCGGCAAACUGUUUGCGUUGUCGCAAGACGUAACCAGGCAUACGCGCGACAACCUGUGUGACGGUAGCGACGACGAUACCGGCCUGAAACAAUGGAAGUGCGGUGAGUGCCCGUUCGCCAGCGAGUAUCAAGCGGAAUACUUGUUCCACAAGAUUCUUCACCGUGGACCCGUGCGCAAACGACAACGCGGAGACGACAAUGACAACGGCGACGACAACGAGGCGCCAAAGUAUACGUGCACCAUAUGCAGCAAAACCUUUGCCAAGACGGUACUUAGGGAUCACCUCAGGAAACAUACGGGCGAGAAACCAUUCCCUUGUGACAGCUGCAAUGCUAUGUUUAUGAGAAGGUCAGCUGUCAAAGCUCAUCGGAGACGAUGCGAGGCUAAAAAAACAACGAAGGACGAGAAACCAAGAGAAAGGAAGUAUGCGUGCAACGAGUGCGGCGAUGCAUUUCAUACCAAACACAUUUUACGCCAGCACAUGCUACGCCACUUCGGAAAGAAGUACAAAUGCGGACUUCCUGGUUGCCCGACAAUUCUUCGCACUGAGACGGAACUUAAUACCCAUCGUCAACUGGUUCACGAAACUUCCAGUUUCAUCAGGAAGUUCCGGUGUAACGAGUGCCCGUAUGCUGCGAAAACUAAAAACCAAUUUGAAAGACAUCGUAAGAGACACGAGACAUCCAGCAGCGCAGAGGGCAGCACUGCACAACACACAUGCCCAUACGCAGAGUGCAGAUUCCGAACGAGCCUUAGCUCCCAUCUGAAGCGUCACAUUCGCUUGCACACAGGGCAAAGGCCUUACAAUUGUCCUCAUUGCAAUUACGCGAGUAGUAAUUUGGAAAAUUUGAGGAAGCACGUGCUGUCGACGAGCAGGCAUCCCGGCAAGACGAUCUAUCAGUGCGAGUGGUGCGAGAACGGCGAGCCGUUUCGGACGAACUUUUCCAAGGUGUUGAAGGCGCACUUGCUGGUAUCUCACCCGGACAAAUACCCGACGGCAAAUCACGCGACCACUUACGUUUCCAAGAUCUUGAGCAAGUCGUGCGCGGCCAAGACCCGUAAUAAAUAAUCGUUAGGUUUUUGCGCGUGGUAAAAUUGCUCCUUCGCGAGAAAAUCAGUGUAACUUAGCUUUAAUGCGCUACCGUCGACACCGGACCACCGCGCGCAGAAAAGAUUGUAGCGCGAUGCGCGCGCGCUUGUAAAUAAAAUAUCAAUGCCCGGCGGCAGAGCUCCGACGAUAAAUAUCGACGCAUAAAAUCUUUGGCCGAUAAAAACCCAAUAAAGCGUCCUUUCCACUUUCGAAUCUUUCAUUCCCCUGACAAAUUAAAAUUCCCGGCUUUCCUGUAUCUUUCGGUACGACCUUACCAUAAUUUACGCCGUUCAAUAAAAUCGCCGAUUGUAAUUCAAAUUAACGUCGCACUCGCGCGCUAUUCCUAAUCCAGCCGAGUGCGCAACUCUUGAAACAUUGAAAGCCCGAG
Messenger RNA from Phymastichus coffea, 3766 nucleotides. RefSeq names its product zinc finger protein 845-like. NCBI's taxonomy places the organism in Eukaryota, Metazoa, Arthropoda, Insecta, Hymenoptera, Eulophidae. The record is from RefSeq and is a predicted model, not a curated record. The transcript is spliced from 10 exons. Bases 67 to 3357 code for a protein of 1096 amino acids. Gene Ontology annotation, molecular function: zinc ion binding; nucleic acid binding.